Molecule: messenger RNA, 339 nt
Organism: Dovyalis caffra
Lineage: Eukaryota; Viridiplantae; Streptophyta; Magnoliopsida; Malpighiales; Salicaceae
Source: the annotation of a GenBank genome assembly
AUGGAAGCCAUGGUUUUCUGGAAUUUCCAUUUGCGGGGGUCUUUUGUAUCCAUUGGUGAUGUCCAAUCAAUGCCUAGGGCAAAUCUUAUCUGCCAAUUCAUGCAUCUGGCAGCAAACGUAAAACAAGGUGUGGCGUCCACCAGGACCACAAGAAGAAAGGAGGAGACGGUGGAGCAGCUAAAAUUGAAAAAAGCAAAGAAUACUUGUAAACAGCUAAGAGUUUGGAGAUGCCUAGCUGAGGGCCACCCGGUUUUGCUGUCCUUCUCGGGUCCUGUCCAGGGUGUGGGUACCACAGGCUGCUCAUGGGCCAAGGCGAGUUUCGAAUAUGGUGAUCAAUAG